Messenger RNA from Dreissena polymorpha, 4013 nucleotides. Its product is annotated as exportin-2-like. Gene Ontology annotation, cellular component: nuclear envelope; cytosol. Lineage: Eukaryota; Metazoa; Mollusca; Bivalvia; Myida; Dreissenidae. Gene Ontology annotation, molecular function: nuclear export signal receptor activity; small GTPase binding. The coding region runs from base 77 to 2983 and encodes 968 amino acids. The transcript has 26 exons. Gene Ontology annotation, biological process: protein export from nucleus; protein import into nucleus. The record is from RefSeq and is a predicted model, not a curated record.
AAAUUGCGCUACCGUACUGUAAUUUAAAAAGAGUUCCUGCUACUGUUCCUAUCCUUCUAUUUACAGGCAAGCUCAAAUGGAGGUUACAGACGCGAACCUUUUGUCACUGUCACAGUACCUUCAACAGACUCUGGCGCCAGAUCCAAACAUUCGAAAGCCAGCUGAGAAGUUCCUCGAGUCAGUGGAGGGAAACCAGAACUACCCGCUGCUGCUGCUGAACCUUCUAGACAAGGCAGAGGUGGAUCAGCAGAUACGAGUGUCCGCUGCCAUCACCUUCAAGAACUAUGUCAAACGCAACUGGAGAGUGGUGGAGGAUUUCCCAGACAAGAUCCAUGAACAAGACAGGACAGUUGUUAAACAGCUCAUUGUGGGACUGAUGCUGAAAAGCCCAGAACAAAUACAGAAUCAGCUCUCAGAUGCCAUCAGUAUAAUCGGACGUGAGGACUUCCCUAGCAAGUGGCCCGAUCUCAUCUCCGAGAUGGUGGCGAAGUUUCAGACAGGAGACUUCCACGUUAUCAAUGGAGUCCUGCGAACUGCACACUCGAUAUUUAAGCGAUAUCGACAUGAAUUCAAAUCACAGGAAUUAUGGACAGAAAUCAAGUUUGUACUUGAAAACUUUGCUGCUCCUUUCACUCAACUCUUCAAUAGCACUAUGGAGUUAGCCAAAACCCAUGCUACAGAUCCAAAUGCUCUCAAAGUGAUAUUCAGUUCUAUUGUGCUCGAGUGUAAAAUAUUCUACAGUCUCAACUUCCAGGACUUGCCUGAACAUUUCGAAGACAACAUGGAGAUCUGGAUGUCCAACUUCCUGCAGCUUCUUUCAGUGGAUAACAAACUACUUCAAACUGAUGAUGAGGAGGAGGCAGGCCUUCUGGAGCAGGUGAAGUCUCAGGUGUGUGACAACGUGGCACUGUACGCCCAGAAGUAUGAUGAGGAGUUCUGCCCACACCUGCCGGGCUUUGUCACAGCCAUCUGGAGCCUGCUUGUCUCCACCGGCCAGGCAGUCAAGUUUGACCUGCUUGUGAGCAACGCCAUAGGUUUCCUAUCAUCGGUGGCUGAGCGUCCCUCCUACAAGAGUCUGUUUGAAAACCUGGAGACCCUGAAUAGCAUCUGUGAGAAGGUCAUAGUGCCCAACAUGCAGUUUAGAGCUUCAGAUGAGGAGCUGUUUGAAGACAACCCUGAAGAGUACAUCCGGCGGGACAUAGAGGGAUCAGAUGUUGACACGCGGCGACGCGCAGCCUGUGACCUGGUUCAGGCGCUGUGCAAGGUGGUGGAGGGGCCGGUCAUACAGAACUUCUCACAGUACGUCCAGGCUCUCCUAGUGGAGUAUGCUUCUGACCCCGCCCAGAAGUGGAAGAGCAAGGACACUGCGAUCUUUCUGGUGACAUCACUGGCUGCCAAGGCACAAACUCAGAAGCACGGUAUAACACAGACCAGUGAGCUGGUUGACAUAACUGAUUUCUACACGUCCCACAUAGCACCUUACCUGCAGAAAGCAGAUGUUAACUGCACGCCAGUGAUCAAGGCCGACUGCAUCAAAUACCUGAUGGUGUUCCGUAACCAGGUUCCCCGUGAGGCACUAGUCGCUAGCUUCCCCUUGGUUGUGAACCACCUGCGGGCAACCAGCCACGUGGUGCACACGUAUGCCGCACACUGCAUCGAGCGCAUGCUCAUGGUCAGGAACUCACAGGGAACCACCUCUAUCACAUACACUGAUGUGCAGGGUUGUGCCACCCAGUUAAUAGAGAAUCUCUUUGGAGCCAUGAACUUGCCAGGAUCCACUGAAAAUGAGUACCUAAUGAAAGCCAUCAUGCGAACAACGUCCAUGAUGCAGGAUCAUCUGGUACCCCUGGUUCCUGUAAUACUGCACAACCUCACGCAAAAAUUGCUUCUGGUUGCUAAGAAUCCUAGCAAGCCUCACUUCAACCACUACCUGUUUGAGACACUAUGUGUGACAAUACGCACAACGUGUAAGGUGACCCCUGCAGCGGUCGCUGACUUUGAACAGGCUCUCUUCCCUCCUUUCACUGAGAUACUGCAGCAAGAUGUUCAAGAGUUUAUUCCGUAUGUUUUCCAAAUCCUCUCGCUUCUCAUCGAGCUCCACACAUCAGGCAUCCCUGAGUCGUACACCCAGCUGUUCCCCCACCUGCUGGCCCCGUUGCUAUGGGAACGACUGGGCAACAUUCCACCCCUUGUACGCCUCCUGCAGGCCUACAUUGAGAAGGGAGCCAGUCAAAUAGAGCCUGAGAGACUGAAUGGGUUGCUGGGAAUCUUCCAAAAGCUGAUUGCAUCGAAACAGAACGAUCAUGAAGGCUUCUUUCUUAUCAAUCGCAUGAUUGAAAAAAUGCCCAGUGAGGUAUUACAGCCAUACAUGAAGCAGGUGUUCAUCCUACUGUUCCAACGACUGCAGAGCUCCAAGACAACCAAAUACAUCAAAAGCUUGCUGGUGUUUUUCUGUGUGUACGCUAUCCGGUAUGGAGCCCCUGCUCUUAUUGAAAUGGUGGACGGUAUUCAAGCAAAGAUGUUUGGCAUGGUGGUAGAGAAGCUAUUUGUUGCUGACCUACAGAAGGUCUCAGGCACCUCAGAGAAGAAGAUCUGUGCCCUGGGAGUCACCAAGAUCCUUACAGAGGCCCCCGUCAUGAUCACUGUUUAUGGGGAUCUAUGGGCCAAGUUACUGCAGGCACUGAUUGGUCUGUUUGAAUUGCCGGAAGAUGACAGUGUACCAGCUGACGAACAUUUCAUAGAGAUUGACGAUACACCAGCGUACCAGACUGCGUUCUCCCAGCUGGCAUUUGCAGGCAAGAAGGAGCAUGACAUGUUGGCAGAGACAGUCCCACAGCUGAAGAUGGGGCUGGCCAAGCACCUCGAGAAAUUGGGGGCAGCCAACCCUGGCAAGGUUAAACCCCUGAUAGAAAAAGGUGUACAGCUGGAAGCACAGAAAUUCCUGCAGGACUAUUUAAUGGGUGCCGGAGUCACAUUGACCUAGUGGGAGGAACCUCAUUGGCACCUGGCAACAGGUCAGACUGGUUCACGAGUUGACUUUUGGACUGGUUAUCUUGAGCUAAUCAUAGCUCUAUGGACUUGUAGGAAAGUUUCUGUGCCUACUUGUUAAAUAUUUUAUGUUGAAACAACAUGUUUACAGGCAUUCAUUGAUUGAUGUUGUAUACAGUUUAUGUUUGUCAUGUAAUUCUGUCCAAUAUCAGAUAUUUUUGAGUUUUACACCAGUUCUUUCCAUGGUUGAGUGAAUUGACAACAAGUCCAGUAUUAUGGUAGGUUUGUGAUUGAGUUUCAAUGAAGACAAGCAAAAGCAAGGAAGUCAGUGAAAUGUGGUUAUGAUUUCACCAUAUGAUAAGACAUAUUUAUUGUGUUUGAAUCUAUCAAUAUUCAUUAAGAUACAUGAUUUAUUCUUGAGCUUCUGUUUAAAACAAAGGAUUGUUUUAUAUGACCCGCAUUAUGCAAAAAUGGACCUUAUGUCUUUUGUGGCAAAGUUAGCUCCAGAACAGAAUGCAUAUUUGCACACGCUAAUAAGCAGCUACGCUAUCCCCUAAAGAGGCAAUGAAACUUUCUGUGUCUUCAUAUUGGACAAGGUAUCUCCUGACAAGAAUGCAAAACUGCACAGGUUGGCCUGUAGUUACAUUGGCCAUAUAUGGCAUAAGACCCAUUUUCGUGUGAUGGUGCUCAUAUUCUAAUGUUAUAAUUGUCAUACAAAAGUGCUAUUUACAUGGUAUGUUAUGUGAGGUGCAUGGCUAUUCUUUGGUCAGUAAGAAGAAUUUAUUCUCAUGAUUAUUAGUGAAAAUAUUACACUAAAAUGUGUGUGCAGUUUUGUUUAAAUACAUAACACUUGCAUGUACCCGUAUAUAAAUUGAUAUUCUUACUUCAUUAAAUAUAUUAAAAUGUUACUACAUAUAAGAAACAUGAUGUUUAGAACUGCUUGAUGUGAAUUAUUGCGUUUCCUGAAGCUGGCAUACAAUGUUCUUUGAAUUGUGAUGUAAUUAAUAAAUUCAGUGCUCAUGCUU